Molecule: messenger RNA, 2752 nt
Organism: Fragaria vesca subsp. vesca
Lineage: Eukaryota; Viridiplantae; Streptophyta; Magnoliopsida; Rosales; Rosaceae
Exons: 20
Coding region: 1-2469 (822 amino acids)
Cellular component (GO): nucleus
Molecular function (GO): ATP hydrolysis activity
Source: RefSeq, a predicted model, not a curated record
AUGGAGGCCGUGGUGAAGCAAGAGCUUCUGAGCAACGUGCCGCACUCUUCUUCCCCGAGGCCGCCCAAGGCAGCCGUGCCGCCGGAAUUGGUAAUCGCGCUCGACACCAGCAGCAGUAGUGAGUCGGACUCGGAGGAGAACGAGUCGGCCGUUUCGGGACGCGUGCUGAAGAAGAGGAGGCUGAGCGAGAUGGGAGUGAUUAUGCCGGUUCUGGAUCCUCAGCCGUCGGAGCAGGAUUUGCCGAGGACGCUGACGGCGGCUCCGGCGGCCGGGAAGGGGAUGGUGAGUGUGAAUUACUGUAAGCAGUUCUGGAAGGCUGGGGAGUUUGAGGCGGUGCCUUGUGGCGAUACGGAGUCUUCUGCUGGUGGGAUGGACCAUGUGAGGAUUCAUCCGAAGUUUCUGCAUUCCAAUGCAACCAGCCAUAAGUGGGCACUUGGAGCUUUUGCGGAGCUAUUAGACAACGCAUUAGAUGAGGUUUCCACUGGUGCUACGUAUGUUAUUGUAGAUAUGCUUGAGAAUCAGAAAGACGGAAGCCGAAUGUUGCUGAUUGAAGAUAAUGGUGGUGGGAUGAAUCCAGAUAAGAUACGAGACUGCAUGUCAUUGGGGUUUUCUACGAAAAGCAAAAUUGCAAACACAAUUGGACAAUACGGAAAUGGGUUUAAAACAAGCACCAUGAGGCUUGGGGCAGACGUGAUUGUGUUCUCUCGUUGUUGUGGAAAAGAUGGAAAAAGUGCUACGCAGAGCAUUGGGUUGCUGUCUUACACAUUUUUAAGGAGCACAGGAAAGGAAGAUACUGUAGUUCCCAUGCUUGAUUAUGAAAAACAAGGAACAGAUUGGCAUAGGAUCAGACGAUCCUCUCUAAGUGAUUGGAACAAAAAUGUGGAAACAAUACUUCAGUGGUCACCAUUUUCUACAGAAGAAGACUUAGAUCACCAGUUCUGUAUGAUCAAAAACCAAGGGACUCGAGUAAUCAUAUACAAUCUUUGGGAGGAUGAUGAAGGACAGUUGGAGCUUGAUUUUGAUGUUGAUCGAUAUGAUAUUCAAAUUAGAGGUGUCAAUCGCGAUGAGAAGAAUAUACAAAUGGCUAAACAGUAUCCUAACUCUCGUCAUUUUUUGACCUAUCGGCACUCAUUGAGGAGUUACGCAGCAAUUCUAUAUUUGCGGCUACCCAUCGACUUCCGAAUUAUUCUGCGUGGGAAGGAUGUUGAGCACCACAACAUAGUGAAUGAUAUGAUGAUGUCCCAAAAAGUCACAUAUCGGCCACAGUCUACUACUACUGAUGGGAUCCUCAAGGAUGCAAAUAUGGCUGCUACUGUCACUAUUGGGUUUGUGAAGGAUGCAAAAUAUCAUAUUGAUGUUCAAGGGUUCAAUGUGUAUCACAAGAAUCGACUGAUUAAGCCAUUUUGGAGGCUUUGGAAUGCUGCAGGAAGUGAUGGCCGCGGUGUAAUAGGUCUGUUAGAAGCCAAUUUUGUUGAACCAGCUCAUGACAAGCAAGGGUUUGAGCGUACAACAAUUCUUUCAAGACUCGAGGCAAAACUAGUGCAGAUGCAAAAGACAUACUGGUCUACUAAUUGUCAUAAAAUUGGAUAUGCUGCACGGCGUAAUAAGAAGGUCAAUGCUGAAGAUAAAGAGAUUUCCCCUGAUUUUCUUUCUGAAAGAGACGGUAUCACGUCAGGUGGCAAGAGACCACAUUCACUUUCAGACACAUUCCGUUCAAAAACAGCUGACAAUGGACAUGGGAAUAUGCAUGUAUCCGGUAAAGGAAAAAGUACAGUGCAAACCCAAUCAAAGCUGACAACAAGAUCUGAGGAAGAAUCAAGCUCUUCUGAAGAAACACUACCUUUGCCACCCAAUGUUAGGGGUGACAACGUGCAUAAACAAGUCAACGGUGGUAGGGAAUCUAGGGACAAGGACAUACAUGUUGCUGUAUGUGACAAGCAAGCGAAUGGCAGUAUUCAUAAGCCAAAUACUGCUAUGCAUUAUUCUGGAAAAGGUGGUCAAGCAGUGACUGAAUUAUCUUCAGAUAUGGAAGAAACUGAAACCCGACAAGAGUGUACGCCAUGCCGAGGAACCAGUGUAUCAGCCACAAAAUCCAAGUCAAAGGAAAAUGAUUUUAAUUUGGAGGAUUUGAGCAUUGUGCAACGAUUGAGAAAGGAGAAUCUUGAACUGAAAGAAAAAUUGAAAAAACAGGGCACAGGGGCUGCCGCUGGAUUGCUGAAGGAUUUUCUGCUGGAAAGGGAGAAGAACACGACACUUGAAACUAAGCUGCAAGAAGCAGAAAAACAGAUCGAGUUCUUGAACAGGGAACAAGAUAGUCUAAUCAAUAUAUUCGCGGAAGAGAGGCAGCGACGAGAUGAUGUAGAGAACAAGUUGAGAGGGGAGCUGCAGGAUGCGUCUGAUACUAUUCAAGAGUUGAUUGAAAAGAUAAGGGAGCUGGAAAGGAAGAAGCCUCCUAAGAUGGAACGGUAGCGUCAUCGGUAUAACGUGAAGUUCUAGGACAGUAGAUUGCAACUCAUUCCAUGGUUGAGCUGAUGACUUAGGUAAAGUGUAAUUCGACCCAGAAAGUAGUGUAAUGUAGAUCGUGAUCAUUGUUCACAUAGAUGGUGAACUACAGGUCUUUGAUUGUGGACCUCUUAAUGCUCUAGCUGUAAAAAUUUGCCAAUGGAAAUGGACGGAAUCUGGGUCGAUUUGUCGUUAUGCUCGUCGGCAUGUAUAUAAUGGAUUGGGCCUCAAGAGACUAUUGGAUGUUGGA